CAAAAGCCCAAAGCCCUGCGCGGGAGUGCGUCACCAUACGAUGCCGCUUUUGCUCUCGCCGGCCAGCGCCGUCGUCGCCGCCAUCGCCGCCAAGUUAGCCCACGUCCAUCACCCCUACUCUCAUCGCCGGUUCCUCCAUCGCCCCCGACCCGGCCUUGCUUGCUUAUCUAGCUCCUCCUUUCCUGCCAAGAUCUCCAUCAAGGCCAUGGCCGAGACUGAAACUCGUAGCGCCGCUGCCCCUCGCUCUGUUGCUGGUUGCAAGCAAGCGUUGAUUUCAUUGUCCGAUAAGAGGGAUCUCUCUUUGCUCGCGAACGGACUUGUGAGCUUAGGAUAUUCUAUUGUUUCAACUGGUGGAACAGCAUCUGCCAUAGAGGAAGCAGGAGUUCCGGUCACUAAAGUUGAAGAGAUCACACAUUUCCCUGAAAUGCUUGAUGGCCGAGUGAAAACUUUGCAUCCCAGUAUACAUGGUGGUAUACUUGCUCGAAGGGAUCAAGAACAUCACAUUGAAGCCUUAAAUAAGCAUGGGAUUGGAACAUUUGAUAUCGUUGUUGUGAACCUGUAUCCUUUUUAUGAGAAAGUAUCGUCUGGUGGGAUUACAUUUGAAGAUGGCAUUGAGAAUAUUGAUAUUGGUGGCCCUACCUUAAUCCGAGCAGCUGCUAAGAAUCAUAAGGAUGUAUUGGUCGUGGUGGACCAUAAAGAUUAUCCUGCUUUGUUGGACUUUUUGCAAGGAAAACAAGUCAGUCAACAAUUCCGGAAGGAGUUGGCAUGGAAGGCUUUUCAGCAUGUUGCUUCUUAUGAUUCUGCAGUCUCAGAGUGGCUGUGGAAGCAAUCGUCUGAAGGAGAAAGUUUUCCUCCUAGCUUCACGGUGCCUCUGUCACUGAAAUCUACACUUCGCUAUGGUGAAAAUCCUCAUCAAAAAGCUGCUUUUUAUGAUGACAAGAGUCUUUCUUUGGUGAAUGCUGGUGGUAUUGCAACUGCCAUACAACAUCACGGGAAGGAAAUGUCAUACAAUAAUUAUUUAGAUGCGGAUGCAGCUUGGAAUUGUGUGUCAGAGUUCAAAAGCCCGACAUGUGUGAUUGUGAAGCACACCAAUCCAUGUGGGGUAGCAUCACGACAAGAUAUUCUUGAAGCGUAUAGAUUAGCAGUGAAAGCAGACCCUGUUAGCGCAUUUGGUGGGAUAGUUGCAUUUAACACAACAAUAGAUGAGGACCUUGCAAGGGAAAUUCGAGAAUUUAGAAGUCCCACUGAUGGUGAAACACGAAUGUUUUAUGAGAUAGUCAUCGCUCCUGGUUACACCGAAAAAGGUCUUGAAGUCUUGCGUGGUAAGUCAAAGACUUUAAGGAUCCUUGAGGCAAAAAGGACUGAGAAGGGGAUGCUCUCACUCAGGCAAGUCAGUGGAGGAUGGUUAGUUCAGGACUCGGAUGAUUUGGUCCCGCAAGAUAUUAAAUUUGAAGUGAAGACAGAAAAGGUUCCUGAAGAGGGUGAGCUUCAGGACGCGGAGUUUGCGUGGCUUUGUGUCAAGCAUGUCAAGAGUAACUCCAUUGUGAUUGCCAAGAACAACUGCAUGUUGGGAAUGGGUAGUGGACAACCAAACAGGCUGGAGAGCUUAAGAAUUGCUUUCAGGAAAGCAGGGGAAGAGGCAAAGGGAGCUACUUUGGCUAGUGAUGCGUUUUUCCCAUUUGCUUGGAAUGAUGCAGUUGAAGAAGCAUGCCAGAAUGGCAUCGGAGUGAUUGCCGAGCCAGGAGGCAGCAUCAGAGACAAGGAUGCCAUAGAUUGUUGCAACAAGUAUGGUGUGUCUCUUCUCUUCACCAAUGUUAGACACUUCAGGCACUGAAUACAGCUUCAAUUCUUCGGCAUUAUAUGUUCCAAGAAAAUAAUAAUAGUCAUAGAGAUCAAAUGCUAUGGUUGAUAUAAACCCGAAAUUUCAGUAAUGUUUAAACUCAAAGGGAAUUUGAAGCAUCAAAUCCAUUGAUAAACUUAAAAGUUACCUUGUGUCUUUGGCUUGGUGUAUGACAGAUAUCUUUCUGUUAUUGGAAGUUUUCAGAGGCUAUAAACAUAAAGUUAUUAUUA
Dioscorea cayenensis subsp. rotundata (Guinea yam) is the source of this 2070-nucleotide messenger RNA. Its product is annotated as bifunctional purine biosynthesis protein PurH. Gene Ontology annotation, biological process: 'de novo' IMP biosynthetic process. The record is from RefSeq and is a predicted model, not a curated record. Lineage: Eukaryota; Viridiplantae; Streptophyta; Magnoliopsida; Dioscoreales; Dioscoreaceae. Gene Ontology annotation, cellular component: cytosol. Gene Ontology annotation, molecular function: IMP cyclohydrolase activity; phosphoribosylaminoimidazolecarboxamide formyltransferase activity.